Messenger RNA from Camellia sinensis, 1636 nucleotides. The record is from RefSeq and is a predicted model, not a curated record. Lineage: Eukaryota; Viridiplantae; Streptophyta; Magnoliopsida; Ericales; Theaceae.
UGAUACGAUCCAUGACUUUCCUCACGAUUUCAAAUCAUAUGUGAAGAACCACCAACUGCUUUGCGAGCGCCAAUACAGUGUUUGGUGCAGGGGCAGGGGUUGGUUUUUUUGGAGUGGAGAAGACGACCCUCGGGAACUUCCUCCUCCUUCUCCUCCUCCUCCGCCUCCCUGCUCCGAGAUUAUCAAUGGAACCCUGAUUGCUUCUCCUAAUCCAGAGGAAAUGGCGAGAAUAAAAUCCAGUUUUAAAAAAAUAUUAUUUUGGGGGUCGAAUGGAUUUCUUACACAGUUUUGGACAGUCAUAAAAAUUGGGGGCAAGCGUUUACUUACAACUCGACACCAACCUUUUGGUUUUAGCAAGAUCGAUGAAGGACUUUGUUCGUAUAGGUUGAUAUCUUUGGAUUAUGAAUUUGAUGUGGAUGGAGUGAGUGACGAACAUCUUGGCCUCCAUCGCCGUGUGUUCCGCCGUCAACAACUGGAGUUUACUCCUAAUGUGCAGUAUUACUCCUGCAAAGAGUAUCCACAGCGCGAUCAUGCUAUCAGUUGCAAUAUUAAGCUAUCUCUGGCUAUACCAUUGUUUCAAUCAUAUACGCGGAGCUGUAUUGGUGUAAUUGAGAUGGUGUCGACAACUGAAAUAACAAGUAAAAAUUUGGGGAGUUUGUUGAGGUUUAUCCCCAGCGGUGCAGCUUCAAGACUCUGGGCUAACAAAUAUGUAUUCGUGAACUAUUAUCAGGACGUGGAUGAAAAAGAAAUCAGGACCAUGCUAUACGUGGUGCAUAGCACUCAUCAUCUACCUUUAGCUCAGACUUGGGUCUCGUGUAGGCUUUGCAAUGCUAUAUUCAAAAAUGAUAAAGGAGAGUACCAUAAGGAUGAUUUUUUAUUUAUAUGUGAUUUACAGCACCUACGAAAAGGGCAGGGGGUUGUUGGGAGAGCAUUUUCGUCCCAAAAUUUGGUCUUCUGCAAAGAUGUUACUCAAUUUAGCAUAACUGAGUACCCUUUGGCACACUAUGCACGCAAAUUUGGACUUACAGGUUCUUUUGCAAUUUGGUUGCGGAGUAGUUAUAUUGAAGACAAUGUUUAUGUGCUAGAAUUCUUUUUGCCCCCAAACUACAGUGAAGGUAGGGAUCUGAAGACUGCAUUGGUUCCGUUAUUGACGACAAUGAAGCAGCAUUGUAAAAGUCUGAAGGUCGCUUCUGGAGAAGAACUAGAAGAGUUAUCCAUUGAAGUUCUGGAUUUUUCGGAGGAUGGUAAACUUUAUUCUUAUCAAAUACCCCAAACUGCAAGAUCUCCAAAUAGGAUGGAGGAUGGAGAAGAGACGUUAUUUCUAGAUUUAUUCGAUCAACAAUUACCAGAAGUGGAUGCUGUAGACACCGAAAACAAUGUUGUUAGUAACACAGAAGAAAACAAUUUUGUUGUUACAUUUGUACAACAACAUUGUAUAAUUAACUCGUCCCAGAGGCUACAAAGAAAAGCUGGAAUUCCAAUUAGCAGGGAGGAUCUCCAACAACGUUUUGGAAUGAAACUUAAAGAUGCUGCAGAAAGCCUUGGCAGUAAGCUUACAUACUUGGGAUACCCAUUCCUAGCUGGAUCAUUUGGAAAAUUCAUAUACUUUUGGUAGUAGUAAAAAAAAUAUAUUUUC